Molecule: messenger RNA, 603 nt
Organism: Hirsutella rhossiliensis
Lineage: Eukaryota; Fungi; Ascomycota; Sordariomycetes; Hypocreales; Ophiocordycipitaceae
Product: ribosomal protein l6e domain-containing protein
Exons: 3
Coding region: 1-603 (200 amino acids)
Biological process (GO): ribosomal large subunit assembly; cytoplasmic translation
Cellular component (GO): cytosolic large ribosomal subunit; ribosome
Molecular function (GO): RNA binding; structural constituent of ribosome
Source: RefSeq, a predicted model, not a curated record
AUGUCGGCCAAGCCCACGACCAAGAAGUUCGGGAAGUCGACCCGGUCGGUCCCUGCUCCCGCGGACAAGGCCAAGAAGUGGUACAACGCCGACGAUGAGAGCGAGCCCAAGAAGACCCGCAAGGCCGUUCGCCCGUGGACUCCUCGAAGCACGCUCCAGCCGGGUACAGUCCUGAUCCUCCUCGCCGGCCGCUUCCGAGGCAAGCGCGUCAUCCUCCUCAAGGCUCUCGACCAGGGCGUCCUGCUCGUCACCGGGCCCUUCAAGAUCAACGGCGUUCCCCUGCGACGAGUCAACUCUCGCUACGUCAUCGCCACCUCCUACAAGGUCGACAUCUCCGGCCUCGAUGCUAAGAAGGUCGGCGAGAUCUCCCAGCCCAAGUACUUCACCGCCGAAAAGGCCAAGCAGAAGGCCGGCGAGGAGGCCUUCUUCAAGCAGGGAGAGAAGCCCCAGAAGAAGCAAAUCAAUAGCAGCCGCGCGGCUGACCAGAAGGCCAUCGACAAGCCUCUGCUUGCCAGCAUCAAGAAGGUCGACAUGCUCGCCAGCUACCUCGGCAGCUCUUUCAGCCUGCGGAAGGGCGACAAGCCCCACGAGAUGGUGUGGUAG